Molecule: messenger RNA, 339 nt
Organism: Penicillium samsonianum
Lineage: Eukaryota; Fungi; Ascomycota; Eurotiomycetes; Eurotiales; Aspergillaceae
Exons: 1
Coding region: 1-339 (112 amino acids)
Source: RefSeq, a predicted model, not a curated record
AUGACUGAAAUCGCGAAAUUCGAGCAAUUUGGAAUCAAUACGUUUUAUAAUGGGAUUCCGAUACUGGAUAAUGCCAGUGACUGGUUUAGGUGGAAUCAGAAGAUCAAUGAGUUCAUUCGGAUAUCUGCCGUUGCCGACGAUGGAGCGACUUCACAGAUAGAAGAAGAAGAAACACGGCAAUGGACUCACCGCCAAAAGUUCUACUCUGCGAUGAUCACGGCAAAGCUGACACACAAUGCGGCGCAAAGGAUCAAUGCGUUGAGAUUCCUCGAGUUCAGGUGCUCCUCAAGGCAGUUAAAGACAACUUCAAACCAGAAGGCUCUGGCAAUAUAUCUUUAA